Messenger RNA from Lactuca sativa (garden lettuce), 699 nucleotides. RefSeq names its product F-box/FBD/LRR-repeat protein At3g51530. Lineage: Eukaryota; Viridiplantae; Streptophyta; Magnoliopsida; Asterales; Asteraceae. The record is from RefSeq and is a predicted model, not a curated record. Gene Ontology annotation, molecular function: protein binding.
AUGAAGUCUGAUCACGCUAAUGUUAGACUCGUGGUAGAAGAAGAUAGAAUCAGCAGGUUACCAAACGAGCUUAUUCAUAAGAUCUUGUCUUGUUUUGAUAUUAAAGUUGCAGUUCAAACAUGUGUGCUAUCAUCGAGAUGGAAGCUUCUCUGGACAUCAAUGCCCUUUCUCAAUUUCUCAAAUGUGAAGAUUCCUGACCUCUGUUCGUUUGCCAAAUUCAUGACUCAUGUUCUGUGUGGCCUCAACCAUCAAAUACAUGUGUCUUCCGUAAAGCUAGAUUUCAAAGGAGCGGCCAAUGAGGAUUUUGUGAGAAAUAUUACAAGUUAUGCCUUCUCUCACAAUGUGCAAGAACUAGCUGUUAAUAAUUGGACCAUAGGCCUCCAUGUUUAUCCUCCUUGCCUAUUUAGCUCUCAGUCUCUUAAAUAUUUCAAUCUUUCUUUCUAUGGAAAGCGAGCUUGCGUUACACUCAAAACUCCUUGGGAUUUUCCCGCUUUAACAACAUUGCAUCUCAGUGGCGUUGCAUUGUGUGGUGAUCUUUUCUCUAAAUGUGUGAACUUAAAGAACCUCACUUUAAAAAGAUUCCGGAUCAAGGGUGUAGAUGUAUUUGACAUAAAUGCCCCUCGACUUUCUAAUCUCAGGCUUAUCAACAACAGUUGUUCAAAAAUAUUAAAGCACCACAACUUGAGAAUCUUACAGUAG